Molecule: messenger RNA, 1593 nt
Organism: Camellia sinensis
Lineage: Eukaryota; Viridiplantae; Streptophyta; Magnoliopsida; Ericales; Theaceae
Product: lecithin-cholesterol acyltransferase-like 1
Biological process (GO): lipid metabolic process
Source: RefSeq, a predicted model, not a curated record
ACCACGUACACGUGGACUGACUGUGUUCACCACUCACAGCAAGCUAUAAAAACAUUCAUGAACACGUAGCUAAACACACCCUCUCUCGCGCUCUCUAGAUCAAAGUGGUGAUAGCUAAUUGAUUGAAAUGAAGGGACUUGACAUCAUCAAAUUGGCAACGGUCUCAAUGGCCAUGAUGAUGGUGUACACGUGUCAGGGAAGCAAUCUCCACCCUCUGAUUGUAGUGCCAGGGAACGGAGGGAAUCAGCUAGAGGCUCGGCUGACGGUGGAGUACAAGGCGCCGAGCUUGCUCUGCAGCAAGCAGCCGCCGCCUAAGAAGGAUAAGGAGGGAUGGUUCACGCUGUGGCUCGACAUCAGCGUGCUAUUGUCACAGUACACACAAUGCUUCGCUGAACAAAUGACGCUUUACUACGACGCUGAUUUGGAUGAUUACAGAAAUGCCCCUGGGGUUGAGACAAGAGUCUCUAGAUUUGGUUCCACCGAGUCCAUGCUCUACCUUGAUCCUGAUUUCAAGCCAUUCACACCAUACAUGGCAGCCCUAGUCCAAUCCCUAGAGAAAAUCGGCUAUGUCGAUGGAAAAACCCUGUUCGGAGCUCCCUAUGAUUUCCGGUAUGGUCUAGCUGCUGAGGGCCACCCAUCCGACGUCGGUUCCAAGUUCCUCAAGGACCUAAAAACCCUAAUUGAAUCAUCAAGCGCUUCAAACGGUGGCAAACCAGUCAUCCUCGUAACCCACAGCCUCGGCGGCCUCUUUGUCCUCCAGCUCCUCAACCGAUCCCAGCCCUCUUGGCGCCAAAACUACAUCAAACACUUCAUCGCUCUCUCCACCCCCUGGGGCGGUGCAGUGGAGGAAAUGCUCGCUUUCGCCUCCGGGACCACACUUGGUGUCCCCCUAGUCGAUCCAUUGCUUGUCAGAGAUGAGGAAAGAAGCUCCGAAAGCAACCUAUGGCUCAUGCCGAACCCUAAACCGUUCGGUCCAAAAAAACCUCUUGUGAUCACGCCAAAUGCGACGUACACGGCAUAUGACAUACUACAGUUUUUGGACGAAUUAGGGAUUCCGAAUGCCAAACAAAGGUAUGAAACUAGGGUUUUGCCGUUGGUCGAUCAGUUGGAACCGCCCGGAGUGCCGGUUACGUGCGUGAUUGGGACCGGGGUUGAGACGAAGGAGACUUUGUUUUAUGGGAAAGAUGGGUUUGAUAAGCAGCCAGAGAUUGUUUAUGGUGACGGAGAUGGGACAGUGAAUAUGGUGAGCUUGUUGGCGGUGGAAUCGGAAUGGAAGGAGACGAAAAAUCAAACACUCAAGUUUAUUAGGGUUCCUGGUGUUACUCAUACAGAUAUACUCACAGAGAGUGCUGCACUUGAUGAAAUAAUUGGAUUGAUUGAUUCUAUCAAUUCUCAGCUUGUGGACUCACUUGCGUCCAUGUGAGCAAGGAAGGCUAUGGACUUAAUAAUUUUUUUGCAAGGCUAACAAGCAUUAUUAUUUACUAAUGUUUUACUAAUAUUUUGUAUUUUAAAUAAUAAUGAGAAUUUGAAUGUAAUAAAUUUAAAUUUGGUGUGGGCAAGAUGAAUAUGAUAGACAAAAUCUGAAUUUACUCA